GACUUUUCUUAUGGCAUCCUUCAGCAUUAUCUUCCCCACUGACGUCGCUGCAGCAUAUGCGACUAGCGCGAUCCCGGGAAUCACAGUGUGCUAUCAGAGUUCCAGUACUUCAUACCAUUUCUUCUCCUUUCCGUGUUCGAAUUGGGUGUUCUCCUCAGGACUCAUAAUACUCACACUCAUAUGCGCCAUGCAGAACUGGCAGAUAAACUCAAGCCAUCUGUACGUUGUCCUGGUGAACUAUAACAUAUUCUAUUAUGCAUGCGGUUUUCUGUUUUCGGUAACGAACAUUAUUACACCGCUGCUGUUCCAGGACUCCUACCAGACCAUUUUGAAUAGUGUCCAGUCCAUCAUGCUUGCAAUUCUUGCCACACGCAAGCACCUCCAUCUCUGGCAGGUGAACCGACAUCCACGCGGCUCUACUAGUGCCCUCGUGCAUAUUCCAAUGUCCGACAUCUCAUUUGCAAAUCCCACGGUGUGAUGUCUUAUUCUGUGACUUAUUCUGUGUCGUUCGUGGAGCGAGGCUU
Molecule: messenger RNA, 524 nt
Organism: Suillus plorans
Lineage: Eukaryota; Fungi; Basidiomycota; Agaricomycetes; Boletales; Suillaceae
Exons: 6
Coding region: 11-478 (155 amino acids)
Source: RefSeq, a predicted model, not a curated record